Amphimedon queenslandica is the source of this 973-nucleotide messenger RNA. RefSeq lists its product as uncharacterized. The transcript is spliced from 4 exons. The record is from RefSeq and is a predicted model, not a curated record. Bases 125 to 973 code for a protein of 282 amino acids. Lineage: Eukaryota; Metazoa; Porifera; Demospongiae; Haplosclerida; Niphatidae. Gene Ontology annotation, biological process: proteolysis. Gene Ontology annotation, molecular function: cysteine-type endopeptidase activity.
UAGAGUGCAACUGCGUGCAACUGAUAUCAACACUUUUAUAUUGCAACGUCUACAGAUUGAUGAUUUGGCGGUUGAAGUUGUACCAGCUGGCUAUUAUAAGCCAACAUUUUAUAAUCCUAACCCAAUGAAGCUUCCUGAUCGAGAGAACUGGUUACACGACUUGAUUAAAUUUGCUCACUCACAAAUUAAGAAAAAACACAACUUUAGCUUGUGGAAUUUAAAUGAUAAGAUUCAUCUGGCUAUCAUAAUUGAUAAUCAUGGCAAAGUAAAGAAAGAAGAAGAUGGGACUAAGACGAUUAAUGAUGAUGCUCAGAAAAUCAAGGAAGCCCUUAACAACCUUGGGUAUUGUACCCUCUACUUCAACUCACUCAGUUCUCGACCAAUCAACACUCUACUGGAAGUGCUUCAUCAGAUAGAUCACUCUCAGUUGGCCACAUUUGCUUUUAUUUUCCUCUGUAAGGGCAAAACCAGACACCUUUAUGAUUGCAACAGCGAAAUAGUUGAGGUUGACAAAAUUUUUGGGCGCCUCCAAAAUGAUCAGUCUCCUUUUGCUCAAUUACCGAAAAUCUAUUACUUUCAUAUAGCCCAUGACCAGGAGCCCAAAGAGAAACUUGAGGUUUCGUCUAUUCCUUCUAAAAAUUCAAUUCUUCUCAUAACAUCUGUAAUCCAGGAGAAUAGCAGUGUGGUUCUAGACACUGUUAUGAAUAACUUGAAGCAGGGGGCCAGCAUACAAAAAUGCUUUGCAGAGAUUCAAGAAGAAUUUAACAGAAAAAAUAAUACGAACAUGUACAUCGAUAGUUUUACUGACAAGUUUGUUCUACCUACACCAUAUAAACCUUUUAACUCAAGAGCAGAGAAAGAGUACUACAAGAAGCAGCUGGAGCUAUACCGCUCUAUGUGGCACCCAAUACGUUCUGAGACCAUCAGUGUCAUAUCAGAAAAUAAAGAUAAAAUAAAUCUAAACUUAUGUUAA